AUGGGUGACGAGGGAAACGCAAAUGCUCCCGUUCCCAUUGUUGUGAAUCCAUCAAUUCCAAUACCUGGAAAAUUGGAUCUCAAGGGAAAUCUCUCAACAAACUGGAAAAAAUUAAAGCGGAUGUGGACUAAAUACGAAACUGCAUCCAACUUAAAGGAGAAAGACAAAGAGGUGAGAACUGCUACUUUUCUAACAUGCAUUGGACCUGAUGCAUUAGACAUUUUUGAUGGCCUCCAGUUUGAGAAUGAAGAUGAUAAAAAAGAUAUAGAUAUAGUACUUGAAAGAUUUGAAGCCUUCUGCAUCGGACAAACAAAUGAAACAUAUGAAAGAUAUACGUUCUAUAAAAGAGAUCAGGAAACGACUGAAAAUAUUGACACAUAUGUGGCAAUUCUGAGAUCACUUGCAAAAAGGUGCAAAUUUGAUGCGCUGGAAAAUGAAAUGAUUCGUGACAGAAUUGUAUUAGGAAUACGGGACAAUGGCACGCGAAAAAAAUUACUUCAGGAACCGAAGUUGGAUUUGAAGAGAUGUGUUGACAUCUGCAGGGCCAAUGAAAAAUCCACCUCCCAGCUUAAAACUAUGGAAGAGGUACAUGCCGUAAAAAUGAAAUCACCACGCAAACCCCAGGCAUUUACAAAAACCAAACAAACAACAAGGAAAGAAAUUAAGCAAUUUCCUACUGCCUCUAAAAGUCACAAAGAACGCCUAUAUUGCGGUAAGGAACACCCCUUUAGAAAAGAAUUGUGUCCAGCAUGGGGAAAAAAGUGUAGAAAAUGCAGCCAGAUGAACCACUUCUCAACGAAAUGCUCACUACUCAAACCAAGGCGUGGCCACAUCAAACAAAUCAACAAUGAUACAAGUGAUGAGGAAUUUAUCCUCAUGAUUAAAAACAUAAAUGCCAUUGAGAAAAAACUGUAUGCAGAAAUCCAAAUUGAAGGAAAAACUGUGAGAUUCCAGUUAGACUGUGGAUCAACAGUGAAUGUACUACCCGAAGAAAUCUAUAAACAGGUAUGCAAUGACCCUAAUCUCAGCAUGCUUCAGAAAGCAGACAUGACUCUUGUCAUGUUUAACAAAACUGAAUGCCACCCUCUUGGCAAAAGAAGACUCAGUGUGCGAAAUCCCAAAAACAAUAAGCGUUACAACUUUGAAAUAGUUGUUGUUCAAGGAAAUUUAAACCCAAUCUUAGGAGCAAAGGUAAUUCAAGGAAUGAACAUGAUUACGGUUAACAGAGAAAACAUUGCUGCCGUCGACUCCGAGAAUCAAAACAAAAGCAUUCAAGAGAAAUACAAUGACGUAUUCAACGGUCUUGGAAAAUUAAGUGGAGAGCUGCAUCUUGAGAUUGACAGUUCGACUGCUCCCGUUAAACUUUCCACUAGAAAGGUGCCGAUCGCUAUGAGAGCUCCGCUAAAACAUGAGCUCGACAGACUGACAGACGUAGGUGUGUUAGCACCGGUAUCGGACCCAACCGAUUGGAUUUCCUCACUUGUAGCGGUAAGGAAGCCCAGUGGGAAAAUGCGACUAUGCAUUGACCCAAAGCCGCUAAACAAAGCCUUAAAACGCAACCACUAUACAACACCAACUAUAGAAGACAUAUUGCCAGAACUGAGCAAAGCUAGGAUUUUUUUCUGUUGUCGACUGCAAAGAUGGUUUCUGGCACAUCGUUCUGGACGAUGA
Saccostrea echinata is the source of this 1671-nucleotide messenger RNA. RefSeq lists its product as uncharacterized. The transcript has a single exon. Bases 1 to 1671 code for a protein of 556 amino acids. The record is from RefSeq and is a predicted model, not a curated record. NCBI's taxonomy places the organism in Eukaryota, Metazoa, Mollusca, Bivalvia, Ostreida, Ostreidae.